Messenger RNA from Danio aesculapii, 2284 nucleotides. RefSeq lists its product as uncharacterized. Bases 202 to 1191 code for a protein of 329 amino acids. The record is from RefSeq and is a predicted model, not a curated record. The transcript is spliced from 5 exons. NCBI's taxonomy places the organism in Eukaryota, Metazoa, Chordata, Actinopteri, Cypriniformes, Danionidae.
CAAGUGAAAGUUUGUUGUUCAGCACAGUGUCCGCUGUCGGGUGGAUCCACUCCGGCGCUCUUCACUUCUGCUUUGGCGUCGCUGGAUAUCAGGGUAGCAGGAGUUAUUCGCAAUCAUCAGAAAGGCUGAUUACUAUAGGCUACUGAACGUUUAAUGGUUUCUUUUUAUUUGAUGUUGUUAUUGUGACACAAACCCGCAGUGAUGGAUAUCUUUUGGAGAGGAUUCUGCACUUUUCUUUUCACAACACUUGUUUUUGAAGAAGUGACAGGACUCAUGAUAAGGAACGAAGAGCUGAAAAAGUGUGUAAGGGUAAAUGAAGAUCAGGUCAGCAGCAGGCUAACUCUACAGGAGUGCAGAGCAGAUUCAGCUCUGCAAGAGUGGCUCUGGAACCCAGAGACUCGCUCCCUGAGCAACCCAAAAACAGGAGGGUGUUUAACUGCAACCCAGAUCCAAGAGCAUGAGAGCCUGUGGUUGCAGGAGUGCAGAUCUGAAGAGGAGGAUCGUGAGGGCCAGUCCUGGGGCUGCUCUAAAAAGGGUCUCCUCACAUUACAUGGCAAGGGUCUGCACCUGAGCGCGCGUCAUGAUUCCACCAAAGUCUUCCUUUCCAAAGAUCGUGGGAAAGGCAGCAAGUGGAGGACGCUGGCUAAUCUUACGGUAUGCGAGGAGACAGAGAGCACACAUCAAAACCAGAAUGUGUUGCAAGAGUCUCAACAGACCCUUUCGACUGGACCCCGAAUCCUCACUCAAAUUCGCUAUUGGCAUUCUGGGAGUAAUGUCCAGACCUCCAAAAUAAAGUCCACUGAAGCGACACAGACUUCAGAUUCAACGGCUGGAACUCAAAGCAGCGCAGAGCCAAGAGAUCCUUCUGUUAAUGUCUUUACAACAGACUAUGGUACGGGCUGGAAAAUGACAAUGUUGCUUCUUAGCAUCUUGGCCCUGUUACUCGGACUUGUGAUCCUCACCCUUAACAUCUACCAGAACAGGAGGAAGAAGACAGUGGUGGUGUUGAAAUCCUACACACCGACAGGAGAUGCCAGUCUGCCAGGGUCUCCAGUGCCCAGUGAGAGAGCCCCUCUAACCAGACACCCUAUGAAACCCGCUCAGUCCCCCUCCAUUCAGCGGGGUGAGAUCCUUGUAGAGUGGAAAGAUGGAACGGUCACCCCUCUGUUUGAAACAUAUUUAACCGAUUAAACUGUGGUCGAGACUAAAGGCCUGUUCAUACCAAGUUAUACGUUUACCAAUAACUGUUCUGGCAUCUUCAUGAUUUGCUGCUCAACUCUUUAGCGAAUCGUAGAUUCUGAUAGGCCUUCAAUGAAAAACUUUUUAAAAUAGAUUUCAACAAUAAACACUUUUAGAAAGAAAGGAACAAAAACUGGUAUCUUUUUUUUUUAAGGUACAUUUAAUUACAUAAAGGGUCCAUAUUGGUACCAUAAAAGCAAAUAUUCAUAUCUAAAAAUUUAACAUGGUACACUGUACUUUUAAUAUGCACAUUUAUGGUACCAAUAUGGACCCUACAGGUACAAAAAUGAGGCAUUUGAAAUGUACCAUUCCAGUGAUAGCUUUUGUUCCUUUAUUUUUGAAAGCAUAUUACUGCUUUGUGUUGUUAUUGUUUUGGUUGCUAUUAUUUUAAAUAUGGAACUGUUUUUAUAUUAUUGUUGGUAUAGUUUUCACUUUUCAGCCUUGGUGUGAACGAGCCUUAAAAGUCCUGUAUAAUUAAAAUCACCAUGUUAGUCCUAUAAGGAUAUGCCAAUGUGCUCCAAAACAAAAUUUCCAUUUAAAAGAUAUAAACAUUCAAAGCUUAUGGUUUGUCACUUCCGCCUAAAUGGAUCAAGAUGUUGACAUUACCUCAUACUUCAAGUUUGCUUUAAAUCUUCUGACCAAUCAAAUGCUCUUUAGUAUCUGACAUGUUCUGCCCCUUUCAAGAUGGACUUGAUGCACUUGAUCUCAAUGCUAUUGGCCAACACAUGCUCAUUUUGUAUACGUACCCUGUCUACUUUUCUGGAGAGUGCGAAUUAUGUAGCCAGAGGUACGUAUGGCUGCAUUUCAUCUUUAAAGUGAAUGCUACGGGGCAGUAUGACGCCGCCUGCAGCUUUUGUUCCUGUAGUGAUACCAGCUGAUCACUUACCUCUGUAUGGACGGCUGUUUCUGUGUAACCAGUUUGGACGUGGAGCUGAGUUGACUGUGAUGACAAAGUUCAAAUCUGGUGAAGAACAGUUCCAGAAACCAGGUAAAACUAAGGAAAAAAUAAAUAAAUAAACAACAGGCUGAAAACGUGGUAAAAUCA